UACAGUAGGCCAACAGCCGCGCCGACAGAGAGCCUCUGGCCCAGGACAGAGGGCUCCGAAGAAAUUUGCCAGUCGACCGAGCAACGUGCCAGUUUUCGGCAAUGGCCGGACGUGGAGAGGACGCGGCUUGUGGUACCGGUUGACCACGAGUUAUUGGGUGGUGUUAAAAACACAAUUCAAGUCAUGACGUCCCAGCGUCACGACUUCGUAUCGAAAUGCUUGGAAACCCAAAGGCAGCGGGCCAACGGGCCCAAGGAAAGUUUAGGGAAAAACUGGGGGGGUGGUGAAUGUGCCAUGAAAACCAAAACCACAACGGCGGAAGCAUACAUUUUUAAAUGUAAGCCAGAUGGACGGCGGCCGCUGGCACGACCGUCCACCGCCUCCUGGUCACAAGGCCCGAAUUUACGAAUGGCCAACGAGACAGAGACUAAUUCACGAUACAAAAAGUGGAGUCCGUUGUUGUUAAGUCGGCCACAACCGCCGCCCGCGUACUGCCGAUCAAAUGAUCCAGUUAACGGCCGAACUGUAUACACGGCCAGUUACCGGCCACCUGGAUCAUUCCGCUACCCGUUGCCAGGCGAACAGCCACCGGUUGACGGAUAUAUGUAUAAGAAGGCUAACGAGGGUGAUAUUAAAGAACAACCGUUUUACCCUAGAGCUCAUGACUACAAUUUGUACCCUAUUAAUAAAAAAGGGAGGUUUUAAAACCUCACCCGUAACUCGCCUGUGACUUACCUAUAACUCACUCUUCUCGUCCUCUCACCCUCGCCACCCAUCGCUCAACGAUCCUCACUAUCAUCACCCGUCACUCAUCCACCGACGACGCCAUGACCACCGCUGCCGUAACUCGCACUUAAUCGUUGGAUUCACUAUAUCACUAUUAUCACUCAUCAACGAUGUCCGUUCAACUUGCACGUUACUGCAACUGGCUCACCGACCCUCACUAUCAUCACUCUUCACUCAUCCACCGACGCCAUGACCACCGCUGCCGUAACUCGCACUUAAUCGUUGGAUUCACUAUUUUUCAGAUUACUAUUAUCACUCAUCAACGAUACAUACUUGAGAACAUACAUGAGCUUGUUGAAGCAUUGAUCCGACCAGAGAAUGCUGCCUACAGUCAUACCCUUCAAACACAAUUCUUGUUGUUUUUCCGGCUGAGGGUGAGUUGCGGCCCGACUUGUCGUUUCCGGUGUUGAUGACCGAUGAAUUGCGGCCCGAGUUAUUAUCAUUACCUUAGUUAUAUAGGUAUACAUAACUAUAAAUGAAAUAUUCACUAUGUAUAUGGGAAGUUAUAUUUUUAUAUAAUAUAAAUUAGUGAUUCCCAACCUUUUUGCUACUACAAUCUACAGACCAUUUUGAGAACUUUCGAUAAGUCACGGACCACCUCAAUGAGAAUCAACUUUUUUCACACAUUUUAAAAUUUAGAUUAUAAAUAAAUAAAAACAAUGUAAUUCCUUACAACAAUCUUUAAUGUCUAUAAUUGAUAAUGUUUUACUAAAG
Messenger RNA from Melanaphis sacchari, 1500 nucleotides. RefSeq lists its product as uncharacterized. The coding region runs from base 184 to 705 and encodes 173 amino acids. The transcript is spliced from 3 exons. The record is from RefSeq and is a predicted model, not a curated record. NCBI's taxonomy places the organism in Eukaryota, Metazoa, Arthropoda, Insecta, Hemiptera, Aphididae.